Molecule: messenger RNA, 835 nt
Organism: Papilio polytes (common Mormon)
Lineage: Eukaryota; Metazoa; Arthropoda; Insecta; Lepidoptera; Papilionidae
Exons: 2
Coding region: 50-760 (236 amino acids)
Source: RefSeq, a predicted model, not a curated record
UUAAUGCUCUGUGGUCAGUUUAAAAGUAAAUUUUAAAAUGUAAAUAAACAUGGCGUGUGAAUCUGAUGAAUUCGAAGCAAAUAUUCACAAUUUAAGGACUGCUGUACGGAAAUCUUUCGCACGUAUCUAUGCCAGUUUAAAAGCCAGAGAACUGAAGACACUGCGGCAACUUGAUGCUAUCCGCAAACAAUGCCAAGAUGACAAAGACUUGAAAAGGAAUUGUGCUAAGAAUAUUGAGAUUAAAUAUGAUAAUGAGUCCGUGCUUUUAGAAAACAUAAGUAACUACGGUAUUAUUGAUUUUGAGAAGCUUAAUUUUGAUAGUUCUACAUUUACACUAGAAGAUUACGUUAGUCCUAAUGAUGAUCACAUGUACUCUUACAAAACUAUCGAAGACGUAACAAAGGAAGAGGAUAAUAUUGACUUGGAAGCGAUAGAAGAGGCUGCUUUGAAAGAAGUGAUUUCUACGGAUGAUUGUGUAUGUUUUGUAACUGUUCAAACAGAAGAUGUCUCAAAAAAAUUUAGAAAUUUGGAUACUGAUGUUAUGCCAAUAAAUUUAAUCAUUAAAGAAAAUAAUCACGUAUGUGAAAAUAACGAGAGUGAUAGUUCUGAAAAAGUUGAAGAUGAAAAAUGUGAAUUGGAUUCAGAAAUUAAGAAAAUAAACCCUACAGAUGAUUGGUUAAAUUCAAUUAAAAGCCAAACGGAGACUGAACCAUCACAAGUCACUGAUGUUAUGGAACACAGCACAAUAACAUGUACAUAAUGCAAGCUAAUUAGGUAAUUUUACAUAAUUUUAGUAACAUAAGAUAGAUGAAAUAAAUUUUAUAUUUUUCAAGUA